AUGAAGCAAACCGGAACUCUUGUUGCCCUCGCCGGCCUGGUCUCUAUAGUCCACGGUCACGGUUUUGUCACCUCUCCCAAGGCUCGUAUGCCCGGUCCGGCCAUGAAGGCUGCCUGCGGUAACCAGGUGGAGAUCAACCAGCAGUCCGACAACUACGGCAACAUCCAGGGUGAGCUUCAGGUCGCCAAGAGCCAGAGCGACUACAAUGCCGAGGAGUGUGACAUCUGGCUCUGCAAGGGCUACAAGUUCGCCGACAACAAAGACAACGUCUACUCGUACACCGCCGGCCAGACCGUCGACUUCGUGGUUGACAUCCGUGCCCCUCACACCGGUGUGGCCAACGUCUCCAUCGUCGAGACCGCCAGAAACAUUGUGAUUGGCAAUACUCUCAAGUCCUGGACCGACUACGCCUCGACCGCCACUGGUGUCACCAAGGACGAGACCAACUUCAGCAUCACCAUCCCCGACAACCUGGGCAGCCAGUGCGCCCAGGCCGGUGCUUGUGUCCUCCAGUGGUACUGGUAUGCCGAGUCGAUUGACCAGACCUACGAGUCCUGCAUUGACUUCACCGUUGGUGGCACCCGCCCUCCCAGAUCUAGCUCCAGCUCCAGCUCCAGCUCCUCUUCGGCUCCUACCACCACUCCCAGCGUUGCUAUCACCACUCCCAGCACCGGAAACAACGUGGUCUCCAGCAAGCUUACCACUAUGGUCACCAGCGUGAGAGCGUCUGCCACCCCGUCCGCUAGUGCUAGUUCGUCUUACGUCUUUCCCCACGAGGGGCAUUGCCGAGGAGCAGCUUAG
This is a messenger RNA of Aspergillus viridinutans, 801 nucleotides long. Its product is annotated as lytic polysaccharide monooxygenase. Bases 1 to 801 code for a protein of 266 amino acids. The transcript has a single exon. The record is from RefSeq and is a predicted model, not a curated record. Lineage: Eukaryota; Fungi; Ascomycota; Eurotiomycetes; Eurotiales; Aspergillaceae.